Daldinia loculata is the source of this 747-nucleotide messenger RNA. RefSeq lists its product as uncharacterized. The transcript has 2 exons. The record is from RefSeq and is a predicted model, not a curated record. Lineage: Eukaryota; Fungi; Ascomycota; Sordariomycetes; Xylariales; Hypoxylaceae. Bases 1 to 747 code for a protein of 248 amino acids.
AUGUCGUCUUCACACGGGAGAAGCAUCGGCCAAUACUACCUCACCAGGGACUCCUUCGGUAAUGAACCCUUGUGGUUAGACGAGAUGCAGGAAUACAUGGAAGUCGAUAACGCCACGGAUACGAAUACGUGGGAAACCCUCUUUAUCAGAUGGGGCGCCCGCACUGUCACGUCGUAUAGCGUAUCCCUACCCAACUUCGCCUACGUUGUCCAUUCGGUCGCUAUGAGUAAUAUGCCACGGCCGAGAAUGAAACAUAGAGACGUAAUAGUCGACAACUAUAGGGCUGCAGGAGGGAACUUGGCUACUUUUCAACGGAUCGGCGUCAGCUUUAUUAAUAAUACAUCAGCCUACGAUUGUAUCGAGGCCGCGUUCGCUGCGAGAGGACUACAAUUCCCAGAUAUGGGCAGUAUGGUGAUCAAUUUGCCCCUAUACGGCCCAUCAGGAGUACUAAGACGUAGCAGCGAGCCAAACAGUACCGGCUGGUCUAAACUCUUCAACGGAAACCCGUUCCUCGAGGGCCAACAGAAGAUGCUUAGGGAAUACAGCAGAGAAUUCAACAACGCGCGGAUCAAAAAGGUAACGAUUGCCGCACACGAGAAAUUCGGCAUGAUCGACAUGAACCUCCUACUCAUGGUAACGCACCUAACACGCGAUGGGGGGGUUAUACAGGCAGCCCCGCAAGAGGAGCCUUUACCAGAGACUCAGGAAAAGGUUCAAGCUUGGGAUUGGGAUAUAGGUAAUUUCUAA